Molecule: messenger RNA, 4917 nt
Organism: Phyllostomus hastatus (greater spear-nosed bat)
Lineage: Eukaryota; Metazoa; Chordata; Mammalia; Chiroptera; Phyllostomidae
Gene: PRRX1
Product: paired related homeobox 1
Exons: 4
Coding region: 1029-1766 (245 amino acids)
Biological process (GO): regulation of DNA-templated transcription
Molecular function (GO): DNA binding; DNA-binding transcription factor activity, RNA polymerase II-specific
Source: RefSeq, a predicted model, not a curated record
GAAAGGAGGAAGAAGGAGACUGUGAUGGAGAAAGGGGGUCUGUAAAACGUCAGGCACCGCACAAAGGCUUUGCCACGUAAUUACAGACUCCUAUUAAGUCGAGCGCUGCCCUCCCAGGGGUCUCCAAUUUUCUUGUAUUCCCUACAAAGCCUCCUCUGCAUGCCAGUUUGUGCCUUUUGAAGUGCCAGAGAGCUUCUUGAUCCAACUGAGAAGGAAAAGGAGUCUCGCAAGAAGAGGGGGAGAGAGAGAAGGGGAAGGGGGGAAACCCACCGCCGCCACCCUCCUCCGGACUCCUGAAGCCCUUUUUUUUCCUCCUCACGAAAAGUAAAGUGAGAAUCCUGCUCUCCAGUACAUCUGCAAGACAUCACCCUCUCCUCCUGAAACCUUAGUCACUCCUGAGAAUCCGCAGGAGUGCGGAGAGGGGGAACACGUUUUCUUGAAGAUGUUUUAAAGCUGGAACAAGCCUUCUUCUGUUGGUGCUUGAACUCUUGCCUGGGAAUAACUUUUUUAACCUUAAAAAAACCCACUUUGAUUCUUCUCUCCCACCCCUUCUUCUCUCUUCUUGUGUUUGCCUAACUCCCCCGCCCCGCUGGCCUCCCCUUCUCCUCGCUCCCCCUUACUAUUAUUUUUAGUGUGUGCGUGUGGACGCUUUUGGAGAGGUGGAAGGAAUUUUUUUCUCCUGACUCCAACGUAGGGUGACUUUCUGAUUUGAUUUUUUGGUGUGGAUUAUCUCUUUGGAUCGCGCCGGACUUGGCCUCAGGAAAGCAGCCCGGGCUGUCAAAGGCUGGUGGUGGCGGAGAACGCUCUGCUCUGCGCGAGGGUCCCCCGCCCUUCCCACUAUUUUUGUGUGUGUGCUUCCCCUCCUUCCUCUCUCUCUCUCUCUCUCUCUCCCUCUCCCUCUCUCUCUCUCUCUCUCUCCACUCCCCCCUCUCUCUUCCCCACUCGACUCCUCUCCCCCCUCGCGCCCACAGCGUUUGGUGUUGAUUCGAGCGGGAAGAGGGGGGUGGGUGGGAUCGGAGGGGGAGACCAUGACCUCCAGCUACGGGCACGUUCUGGAGCGGCAACCGGCGCUGGGCAGCCGCUUGGACAGCCCCGGCAACCUCGACACUCUGCAGGCGAAAAAGAACUUCUCCGUCAGUCACCUGCUAGACCUGGAGGAAGCCGGGGACAUGGUGGCGGCGCAGGCGGACGAGAGCGUGGGCGAGGCGGGCCGGAGCCUGCUGGAGUCGCCGGGACUCACCAGCGGCAGCGACACCCCGCAGCAGGACAAUGACCAGCUGAACUCAGAGGAGAAGAAGAAGAGGAAGCAGCGGAGGAACCGGACCACCUUCAACAGCAGCCAGCUGCAGGCCCUGGAGCGCGUCUUCGAGCGGACCCACUACCCCGAUGCUUUCGUGCGAGAGGACCUGGCCCGCCGCGUGAACCUCACCGAAGCCAGAGUGCAGGUGUGGUUUCAGAACCGAAGAGCCAAGUUCCGCAGGAACGAGAGAGCCAUGCUGGCCAACAAAAACGCUUCCCUGCUCAAGUCCUACUCAGGAGACGUGACUGCCGUGGAGCAGCCCAUCGUACCUCGUCCUGCUCCGCGGCCCACCGAUUAUUUCUCCUGGGGGACGGCCUCUCCGUACAGUGCCAUGGCUACUUAUUCUGCCACAUGUGCCAACAAUAGCCCUGCACAGGGCAUCAACAUGGCCAACAGCAUUGCCAACCUGAGACUGAAGGCCAAGGAAUAUAGUUUACAGAGGAACCAGGUGCCAACAGUCAACUGAGGAAAAAAAUAAUUAAACAGGCCUAAGAAGAAAUCCAAAAAAACCAUAAGACACCUAUCCUGUUCUGUCAUUUCUUCAUCUGCUGGAAAAAAAAUAAUAAAAACAAACAAACCAAAAAACAGAACUAAAAUAUUGGGACCAUGGCAGAGAAGAGCAGGAGAGGAGACAAAUGCAAAUUAGUUCACAGUCACUCCUCCCCCCGGGGGUCCAGCACCUCUCGUUGCUGGGUGCGUUCGUUUUGUCUGUCCUUCUGUCCGCGCUUUGCUUCGUAUACUCCGAGCUUCUUCAGCGGGGUUCAGCCCACCCGCCCCCAUGAUUGUAUGGGUUUUUAAAAAGUCUACAGCAGCCAAAGAAACCAUCUAUAUAUAUAUAUUCUGAAUAACUGCCUAUAGUCUCCUCAUUGAUGUGUUUCAACCUCGGUGCCUUAACCCACCCCUCUUCCCACUUUCCUGUACAGAGAGGCUCUAGGAACUUCCGAAAAGCCAGAGCCUUUCUAAAGAACCCGUGCCACACACGAGUCCCCUCCUCCCUGUGUCCACCUCUGCGGGCCGUGGUAAGGCUUGUCCAUCAGCUGCUGUGGGCGGAGAAAGGCAAUCCUGUGCAGCAGCCGGCCGCCGGCCUAUAUAGCUGGUCCUAAGCAAUAAGCUCUAGACCGAAUCUCUAGAUUUAAGCUCUAAGCUAUCGAUCAUAUCACCGUGGCCCCCAUCCUAAAAGUCAGCCUUCCUCAGUUAAAGAUAUUUGUUGCUUUUCAAAGAUUUGCUGUCAUGGGCUAUUUGCUAGAAGGGGUAUUUUUCAUUUGACUGGGGGAGUGAAGUGUCUCUCAGAAAACCAAGACCAAGUUGUGAAAGGCAUGGCCUCUAUCUGCUUGGUGCCUUCGGGUCAUUGGGCGCACACCUAUAUAUACGCUGUAUAUAUUUAUAUAUUUUAUAUCUGUAUAAAACAUUCUCUCGAGCUGGAGUUUGCAGUCUCUCAAACACAGCAGAGCGUGACUCUCCCACCGUCAGCGCUGUCACUAGCCCUACAGUCAUGAGACGGUUGGCUGGGGAUCUCGUUUCCUUUCUUUCUCUCCACAGCAUUCUCACGAAGGCCACAGAGCCAUGGCUAGGGCAGCUGUUGGAGAGCGGGUCUCACGGUCGCAUUGGGGCUCUCCAUAAAUGAGGAGCGAUGUGAGGCUGUAAGAAAGUUCUUGAGCUUGCUGCCUGAACUUGGGUGCAAUGCUGACACGGCCUGAUCUCUCACGGGCACUGCGUGGUGGGGGCGGCCGGGAAAGCCGUUUGGCCAGCUGCCCUGUUAUGACUCGGCAGGAAUCUGAGAGACACAUGUGGAAGUGGAAUACUUCAAGGUUUGUCUGAGUUUCAAAAAAGACAAUUGUGGGCUCUUUUUCUUUUCUAAUUUUUUUUUUUCAAAUAAAGUGUAGUGGCUAGGGCUGGGAGCCAGGACUGACCUCUCUGUUUCUUUCCCUCCGUUUCCAGCUGGGCUUUUGUAACUUGUCAGGCGGACUUGACCAAACCAUAUUAUCAUGCGGUGCCUCAGUUUACCUUUUUGUAAAAUGGGUUUAACAAUACUUACCUACCUCACAGGGGUGUUGUGAGGCCCUAUUCAUUUGCUCCUGCAUUCUUUCCUAUAUUCUCUGCGUGUCCAGCACUUCGCAGCCAUGGGAGGAAGGGGACUAUAAAAGUAUUCAAGGUUCGCAGAAGGGCACGGUACCCGGAGGCACUGUUUUCUAGCCAGGAAAUGCUGCCGUGCUGUAAAUACUCAGAACUUUUGCAUUUGGAAAUGGGAAAUAGGUUUAUAUUUAUAGACCUCUCAGAAAUCACAUCAUUUGACCAAAGAAUAAUUUAAGCCACACAGAGCAGACACAUUUUUUACUUAUAUUUUCUUCCUGACCAGCUUGGUUCUAAUAAUUUUAGUUGUCAGUGAUUAAAAAACUUGAGAUCAAUUUUGGCCAAAUAUAUCAACUUUGAGUGACAGGCAAGGAACUUGCGGUUUAAGAUGCACUGUGAGUGCAUAUUUGUUAUGUGCCUUGGCAUAGCAGGUUGAGUUAACAGUAGUAUUUUUUUUUCAGUCAAAUAGCCACCAAUCUGAAAAUGUAUUUCGAAUGUUCAUUCUGUACUUUUUUCUAUAAGAAGGAAGCCCAUUUUGCUCUUGUCAACUGAUUCCCUGUUCUUUUCACCUACUAUUCAAGCAUUUCUUACUGAACGGUUCAUGUAGGUUGUCUGCACAACACAAGUGACAUGCUUCCCAAAGGGUCCCCAGGCUAAUUCUUUUGUCCCAUCAUCUGCUGUAAAUCAUCAAGUUUCAAAGGUACGGUGCAUCCUGACAGAUUAAAAUGUUCUUUGCGAAAUCAGUGCAAUCCAAGAACUUGGUGAACUUCUGGAGUCUGGGGAGAACACCUAAAGAGGAUUUGUAUUAGAGUGCAGGGAACAGAAAUCACACGUCAAAAAAUUUUCCUUGCGGGGGGGGGGGUGGGCAGUCUUAGACGAGGGAGUCAAGAGAUGGAGGGUCAUGCGAACCAAAUUGACUUGAAACCUCUAUCUUGACAUCCAUUUCCGAGGUGAACCAAAAGCCUGACCCCAACGCAAAGUGAAGUUGGGCAGUUCUGUCUGCGCACGGCCUGGGCAAGUGAUGUCUGGGAGUACCGUGGGGGAUCCAGUGCUGGGCGCCCAGAGGAACGGGCACUGUAGGUGAAGGUACACCACAGGCUUCUAGUAUCUAGGCACUUGACCGGGAAGUCUGCCCCUGGUAGAAGCACUCAGUGUCACUCACUGACCGCUGACUUGCUGCAAGCAGAGGUUUCAUAUAUGGUCUGGAGGAGUAGCCUUCUGGCUCCUGAGCCAGGCAUCAGCAGAGGGCGUCAGGACCACAGAGUUCAAAGGCAAACCCCUGUCACUCACCAUCACUAUACGCAGAUAAAAAAGCAUACAAACAAUCUGUAUGUGUCCCCAGUCCCUCCCAAACAAGAUGCUGAUUUCUGGGGUACAUGGCAGGUUAAAUGGAACCAGAUGAGGUGACCGAAUAAAAAAGGGAAUGACAUUUUAGGGUAUAAAGAUCUCAUAAGAAAUGUAAUAUGUAAAUUAUAUCUUGCUUUAUGAUGUAAAAUAUACAUUGUUUGCGCUAGAAUAGAAAUGAUUCCUUUUCAAUAAAAAGAAAG